GAGAGUCCCAGGCACAGGCCAGAAAAGAUUUUAAUCUUCUUUCCUUAGAAGUACCUUGAUUGGCAUCAACAGGCCCUGAGAGCACUUGUGAAUGUCACCGUCUAAGAUUCCACUCUUCAAAAUGAAGGACCUGAUGCUGUUCCUGUCCCUCCUGAAAAUAAGCUUUGCAGUGCCGGCAUUUCCUCAGCAACCAGGAGCACCAAACAUGGCACCACCCGGCAUGGCUAGUUUGAGUCUAGAGACAAUGAGACAAUUGGGAAGUCUUCAAGGAUUAAACGCACUUUCUCAGUAUUCUAGGUUUGGUUUUGGAAAAUCACUCAAUUCUUUGUGGCUGCAAGGUCUCCUCCCACCACCUUCGUCUUUCCCGUGGCUGAGACCCAGAGAACACGAGACUCAGCAAUACGAGUACUCGGUGCCGGUGCACCCUCCACCUCUCCCAUCCCAGCCAUCCCAGCAGCCUCCACAGCCAGGAAUGAAACAUUUCCAACAGCCCACUGCUACCCCUGCUAUCCAGGACACACCCCAAAAGGCAGGACCUCAGCCUCCGAUGCACCCCAGACAGCUGCCCUUGAAGGAUGCGGAACUGCCAGAGGCUCACGAGCAAGUGGCCCCAACAGAGAUGCCACUGAACCCUGAGCUCCCUGUACUGGAUUUUGCAGAUCCACAAAUUCCAUCAGUGUUCCAAAUAGCCCGUUUCGUAUCCCGGGUACCAGUACCACAAAAUAAACCAGCUAUGCUUUAUCCUGGAAUGGUUUAUAUGUCCUAUGGAACAAAUCAACUGGGAGGAAGAGUGGCCCCUGUGACCUACGGAGGCCUGCUGCCUGGACUGACGGGUGUGAGGCACACCAUCCGGAGGGUGCCCCAAGACCCGACCAUGGCUGGAGACUUCACUCUGGAAUUUGACACCCCGGCUGCAACCAAAGGCCCUGAGAAGGGAGAAGGAGGGGCACAAGGCUCCCCUCUUCACGAAACCAAAGGAGAGGACCCUGAAAACGCAGCUCUUCUUUCACAGAUAGCACCUGGUGCCCACACAGGGCUCUUUGGUUUCCCUAAUGACAAUGUCCCCAGCAUGGCAAGGGGCCCUUCAGGGCACAGGAACAGACCCCUUGAGGUCACCCCAGUAACUGCUGACCCACUGAUAACCCCUGAGUUAGCUGAGAUUUAUGAGACCUAUGGUGGCGAUGUCACCACACCCCUAGGAGAAGCUACCAUGGAAACCACAAUGACCCCAGACACUCCGCAAACUCCGAUGCCAGGAAACAAAGUCCGCCAGCCCCAGAUGGUGCACGAGCCAUGGCAUUUCCAAGAGCCCUGACCAUUUCAAGCCCCCAACCUGCUUCUGUAUGCAUAGCUGCCUGGCUUCACCCCCAUAGUGUACCUUUUCUAAAACACUGGCCACCCUCCUGCAGCACAGGUGUUGAGAGCACCACACCUGUGUUAAUCCAUACAAGUGGCUAGAAGUAGCUUAGGUCCCCACCCUGCUUUCAUUCUCUUAUUGAAAUAAAAUGUGUCAAUUGUCUCCAUGAUUUAGAAAUACGAUUAAUAACGCCAGAGCAAGUCUGAGAGUCUCCACACUUGAUAAGCUUGUUUCUUAGCUGUCUUAGUCAUUAUAGGAUUCCUCCUGUGAGCAUAACAACACUAUUAUAUCCAGAAAAUAUGGCACUACUUUUCUAAGCAAAAGCACUAGAUUCAGAAUGCUAAGCUAUUUCAUUUAAAUUUCAUGAAGUGGGAAUUGCUGUAGAACCCCUAACUGGUAUUACUGGGUUUCGUAUAUUGGAUUACAAUUCUCAUUUGUAGAAUAUUUUAUUUAAUCUAGUAAAAGAAAAACAAUUAGCCUAUUUUAAAUAAAGAAUUUUUUCACUGGUUA
Cavia porcellus (domestic guinea pig) is the source of this 1867-nucleotide messenger RNA. It is a transcript of the gene Ambn, whose product is annotated as ameloblastin. Gene Ontology annotation, molecular function: structural constituent of tooth enamel; growth factor activity. The record is from RefSeq and is marked provisional. Lineage: Eukaryota; Metazoa; Chordata; Mammalia; Rodentia; Caviidae. Gene Ontology annotation, biological process: cell adhesion; odontogenesis of dentin-containing tooth.